UGCCCCGUACUCUGCUUCUGUUUCUUAGCACCAAGCCGAGCCACGGGCCGGGUUUGCAGGCAGAUGCACAGCAGCACAACCUCACAAGCAAUGCAAGCCCUCACAACCACAAGUGAAGUAUAGUACGAACUACCAAGGAACCAAAAAUAAAAGUAGCGUGUUGCCUUGAUGGGUGUUCAUCCCUUUGGGCUUUACGCUUUUGGACCGGCCGAGAUCUCCACCUCCUCACCCCGUCGCUCGUACAGACGCCGGCCUAGACGAGAGGACACUGGACGCCCCCUAUAUCACCGGAGUAAAAGCGCGCACGGCGGCGGCGGGGCAUUGUGGAACAGCUUAGCGGAGAUGCAUGCCACGGUACGGUAGCCGGAGCUUUCCUUCCGCAUCGCCAUUGUUCUCAUGUCGCGAGGCUAGGCUCCGGCAUGCAGUAGCGCGCCGCAGCUAGCAAUCCGCUUGGAGCAUCCAUCGCCCCCGGCCGCCGGUUGUUGCAGGAGUGAGUUCGAUCGAGGAGAGAAUGGGAGUCCUUAGCCUCGCGGCGCUGGCGGUUCUUGUCCUCGCCGCGCUCCUGAGCUCCGGCCCUACCGAGGUCCGCGGCGUCCCGGUGCCGGCGGCCGCUCCCGCCGCCGGCCGGACGGGAGACGGAGACCGGGGCGCCUUGCCGCCAGAGCAGCGACGACCAAGGAGGAGCGGCGGCCGCACUGCCGCUGCUGCUAGCGGCGCGCGCGCCAGGCUCGACGCGUCCAGCGGGGAGGCCGCGGCGGGCGGCGGGUCCCCCGCCUCCGCGGUGUUCGACCCCGACAGGAUGAGCAAGCGCCGGGUCCGGAGAGGCUCCGACCCCAUACACAACAAGUGCUGAUCGCUGCCCCUCGUCGACACCAGAGCUUCCAAGUGUCGAUUCUCUUGGUUUUCUUCUGAUUUUUUUUCUCUUCUCGAACUUUUUCCCUCUCGAUCCCCCCGCCCCCCCCC
Panicum virgatum (switchgrass) is the source of this 963-nucleotide messenger RNA. RefSeq lists its product as uncharacterized. Bases 512 to 853 code for a protein of 113 amino acids. The transcript has a single exon. NCBI's taxonomy places the organism in Eukaryota, Viridiplantae, Streptophyta, Magnoliopsida, Poales, Poaceae. The record is from RefSeq and is a predicted model, not a curated record.